GAGCGAGCGCGCUGCCGCUUCCCGCGCGGUGCACGCCGGGAUAGAUCCGGUUCGGUGAGGGCAGCGCGCGGUGCCUGCUGGGAUAGACCCGGGUGUGCCGCCCGUCGCUCCCGGCCCCCGCGGCUGUCCCCGCUCCGAGCUCGGUCCCCGCCGGUGUUUCCGUCCCAGGCCGCGGCCCCUACUCACCGCCCGCCGACAUGGCGAUGCAAGCAGCCAAACGAGCCAACAUCCGGCUCCCUCCGGAGGUCAACCGGAUCCUGUACAUCAGGAACCUGCCGUACAAAAUCACGGCCGAGGAGAUGUACGACAUUUUUGGGAAGUACGGGCCCAUCCGGCAGAUCAGAGUUGGGAAUACCCCUGAGACCAGAGGAACAGCCUACGUGGUGUAUGAGGACAUCUUCGAUGCCAAGAACGCCUGUGACCACCUGUCAGGGUUCAACGUGUGCAACAGAUACCUCGUGGUGCUGUACUACAAUGCCAACAGGGCAUUCCAAAAGAUGGACACAAAGAAGAAAGAAGAACAGCUUAAGCUUCUCAAGGAAAAAUAUGGAAUUAACACAGACCCACCAAAAUAAACUGAUCCUUUUUGGAAAACUGUUUUCAAGCCCUGUCAUCUUGGCCUAAACAUAGGAGUUCUUAACAAAGUGUAAUUUUUUUCUCUUAUGAAUUUGAUAAGAUGCAAUAUGAGUUUUUAUAUCUUCAGAUUAGGAUUAAAUAAAUAGAACACAGGGAAAUCUGCUUUAAGAUUAAAUCCCCCAAGGCAACAUGCCUUCCCUGUGCUGAGGGUGACCUGGUAAAGGCUGCAAUGUCCUGUUUCUAGCAGGAGCUUUCAAGAAGGGACUGAGCAGGUUCUGUGUUUGACUGAACAAAGCAAGCCCAAGCCCGUGUUUGUAACAAAGUUUCUUUCACAAACUGUAGAAGAUGAAGGCUUUCAAAAGGAUGCAGCUGAUAAGGGGACUCCAGUCCAAGUACCUGUUCCCAGUGAUGGUACCAGCUCUGAUCAGCUGCAGUGAAACAACCCAGCUCUCACACUAAAAAACAAAGUGUAUGAGGGCUUUGUUUGGUGUCCCAGGUUUGGACUGAGGAUUUGGUAUUAAUUGAAGAACAUGUGACCAAAAUGAGACAGCAGAUGAAGGUUUUCAUUUUGAUACCUGUAGUGUGAUUGUUUUCUACUUGGCAUGGUUGAACUGUAACACAUUUUCUGUACAUACAUUUUUAGGUGUAGCAUGUGGUGAAGGAAGACAAAUUUUUUUUGGCUCUUUUUUCAGUACUCAUGUCCUUUGUAUUAAAAUGAGUGUGAUCCAGGCUGUGCAUAGCCAGUAUCUUUUGGAAGUGAGAAAGAAUAACUCUGGCUGUGUUCUGAACCAGCUGAAGUUGUGUGAAUGUGGGGAGUAUCCUGCCUUGGGAGGAUUUAUUUGCAUGGAUGUGAUGUUCCACUCCCUGACCAGACAGUUUCCAGCCAGUGCAGAACCAGGGCAGAUAACAAUGUACUUUGCCUGGAAUUUGUAAUCAGAUUUUGUUUUUCAGUGCAUUGUACUCUCAUAGAGGAAUGCUUCCAUUUUCUGAAAUUACUUUUUUGUUGGAAUUUGUCACUUUGGGAACAAUGCUGUGUCCAUUUGGUGAAAAAAUAAAUGCAUAUUUUGCUUUUUUUCAUC
Molecule: messenger RNA, 1655 nt
Organism: Camarhynchus parvulus
Lineage: Eukaryota; Metazoa; Chordata; Aves; Passeriformes; Thraupidae
Gene: SF3B6
Product: splicing factor 3b subunit 6
Exons: 4
Coding region: 198-575 (125 amino acids)
Cellular component (GO): cytoplasm; nucleus; ribonucleoprotein complex
Molecular function (GO): mRNA binding
Source: RefSeq, a predicted model, not a curated record